CGUAUAAAUUGUCCAUUUUGUUACUAUGUUUUGGUUUUUGCUGUUCUGUUUGCAUAAAAUUGCACUAUGUGAAAACGAUUCUCGAUUAGUACAUAUAGCUCAGGGUCCGGUGCGAGGAUACAAAGAUCCCGUUGAAGGGAUAUACAGCUUCUACAGUAUACCUUAUGCCAAGGUUCCGACAGGAAACGACAGGUUUAAGCCUCCUCUUCCUGCUCCAACAUGGUCAGAGACUUUCGACGCUAUAGAUGAAGAAAUAAUAUGUCCGCAAAGUGAUUUGAUGAGUAUAUUUAGAUCAUCAAAAGUAAUUAAAGAAGAAUGUCUUAUUGCAAAUGUUUAUGUGCCUGACACAAAUAAAACGAACCUGCCUGUGCUUAUAAUAGUUCACGGUGGAGCCUAUUCAAUAGGAUGGGGAAAUAUGUUCACUCCAAAGACAUUGGUAAAAAGUAAGAAAAUCAUUGCCGUAACUUUUAAUUACAGACUUGGUCCCCAAGGCUUUCUUUGUUUGGGUACAAAAGAUGUUCCUGGAAAUGCUGGAAUGAAAGACCAAGUAGCACUAGUUCGUUGGGUAAAGACGAAUAUUGCAAGUUUUGGUGGAAAUCCUGAAGAUAUAAUAAUAUCAGGCUUUAGUUCAGGAGCUUCUGCAGUAGAUGUUUUAAUACUAUCUAAAAUGACAGCAGGAUUUUUCAAGAAGGUUAUACCAGAGAGUGCAGCAGCCCUUGGCCCCUAUGGUGUCCAAUUAGAUCCUAUUGAAAAUGCAAAAACAUACGCUAAAUUAUUGAAAUUCGAUAACGUCGACGAUAUAGAAGCUUUGGAACAGUUUUACAAGACCGUUCCUCUUGAUAUCCUGAACUCUGUUCAAAUUACACAUAGGAAAGAUUCUGUGACUAUUAUGGCACCUUGUAUAGAACGAGAUAUAGGAGAGGAAAGAUUUCUUCAUGAUAGCCCAAUCAAUAUAUUGAAGAGUGGCAAUUUCGAAAAGCUACCUCUACUGUAUGGGUUUACCGAUAUGGAUGGAGUGUUGAAAUUUCCUCAAUUUUAUGAUUGGAUCGAUGAAAUGAAUACUAAUUUUUCUGAUUUUUUGCCAGCUGACUUACAAUUUAAAAACCAAAAUGAAAAAGAAAAAAUCGCACAACAGAUUAGACGUUUUUAUUUUGGUCAAAAACAAAUAAGCAAAAAAACAGCAAAAGAAUUCAUUUAUUAUUAUACAGACGUCAUGUUUGCGUGCCCAAUGUUGAGAUCUGCUAAACAUCAAGUCGAAGCUGGACAUCAUCAGAUAUAUUUAUACCAGUAUUCUUAUGUCGAGGAUAAUGCACCUUUCAUACCGAACACUAAUAUACGCGGUGCAAUACACUGUGCUCAGACAUUCAGUAUAUUGGACGGAUUUUGGAAUAAUACUUUAAUCGAUGAAAAAGAUGUUUCAGAUGAUAUGAUACAAAGAAAAAUUUUUAUGAAACCAAUUUGGUUAAAUUUUAUGAUAGAAGGGCAACCAACUCCAGAAGGAUCCGAUCUACCGAUGUGGCCCCCAGUAGGAGCUGACUUGUCGCCUCAUAUGUCUAUUAAUAGGACUUUUGAAUUGAAAGGAUCUCCUAUAAAGGAACGGUAUUUAUUUUGGGAAAAAAUCUAUGACGAAUACUACCGCUACCCCAUACCGCCGAUGUUGCCGACCAAGUACAGGAACCUCAACGAUGUCAAAACCAAGUUAUGAUAGUGCCAGUAAUUUAAGA
Messenger RNA from Maniola jurtina (meadow brown), 1724 nucleotides. RefSeq names its product juvenile hormone esterase-like. NCBI's taxonomy places the organism in Eukaryota, Metazoa, Arthropoda, Insecta, Lepidoptera, Nymphalidae. The coding region runs from base 26 to 1705 and encodes 559 amino acids. The transcript is spliced from 3 exons. The record is from RefSeq and is a predicted model, not a curated record.